UCUCUUCCCAACAUGUAUCUAUCUACAAAGUCUAGUCCAAAUCCAAACAUAGUUUCUCAGAGUUUAUUGCUUUUGAACUCAAACAAAAAAAAAAGAGCUUUCUUCAUUGUCUUUCAGUUUUUUUGUUAUUUUCCCAUUCCUGUGGCAAAAAAAAAAAAAAAAAACUCAAAAUCAAAACUCAAAAAUAGUGUUUGAAUUGUCUGAAUUUUUGCACCAGUGGUUAGAGAUCAUUCUUUUGAAGUCAAUUUGCAUUAGUCUUGUAGAUCGCAUCAUCAGUAGCACCAGAGUUGUUCCAUUGAUUCUCCAUUGUUUCAUAAUUCAGGUUUUGACUCAAGUCACAAGGAAGAGGAGAAGAAACAAAAAUCAAUGGAAAUUUUAAUUUCUGUUGUUGCAAAAAUAGCAGAAUAUACUGUUGUGCCUAUUGGACGUCAAGCAAGUUACUUGAUAUUCUACAAAGGUAACUUCAAGACGUUAAAGGAUCAUGUUGAAGACCUUGAGGCUGCAAGAGAAAGAAUGAUCCAUUCGGUUGAAAGAGAAAGGGGAAAUGGUAGAGACAUUGAAAAAGAUGUUCUGAAUUGGUUGGAGAAAGUGAACGAGGUCAUUGAAAAGGCGAAUGGGCUUCAAAACGAUCCUCGUCGUCCCAAUGUUAGGUGCUCAACAUGGUUGUUCCCCAACUUGAUUUUACGUCAUCAACUAAGUAGGAAAGCCACAAAAAUUGCAAAAGAUGUUGUUCAAGUUCAAGGAAAAGGGAUUUUUGAUCAAGUUGGUUACCUUCCCCCUCCAGAUGUAUUACCCUCCUCCUCACCAAGAGAUGGUGAAAAUUAUGACACAAGGGAGUCGCUUAAGGAUGACAUUGUGAAGGCUUUAGCAGAUCUUAAUUCACAUAACAUUGGAGUCUAUGGGUUGGGUGGGGUGGGUAAGACCACUCUGGUGGAGAAAGUUGCUCUAAUAGCGAAGAAAAACAAAAUGUUCGAUAAAGUGGUUACAACACAUGUAUCUGAAAACCCAGACUUUAAAACAAUUCAAGGAGAGAUUGCAGAUUCUUUGGGUUUGCAAUUCGUUGAGGAGACUGUUCUUGGCAGAGCAAAUCGCCUAAGACAGAGAAUCAAGAUGGAGAAAAAUAUCCUUGUCAUUUUAGAUGAUAUUUGGAGUAUACUUGAUUUGAAGAAAGUGGGAAUUCCAUUUGGAAAUAAACAUAAUGGUUGCAAAUUGUUGAUGACUAGUAGAAAUCAAGAUGUGUUACUAAAAAUGGAUGUUCCAAUGGAGUUCACUUUCAAACUUGAACUUAUGAAUGAAAAUGAGACAUGGAGCUUGUUUCAAUUUAUGGCCGGAGAUGUGGUUGAAGAUAGAAAUUUGAAAGAUGUAGCAGUUCAAGUUGCCAAAAAAUGUGAAGGUUUGCCUCUUAUGGUAGUGACAGUAGCACGUGCAAUGAAAAAUAAGAGGGAUGUCCAAUCUUGGAAAGACGCACUAAGGAAAUUACAAAGUACUGAUCAUACAGAGAUGGAUGCGAUAACUUAUUCUGCUUUGGAAUUGAGUUACAACUCUUUGGAGAGUGAUGAAAUGAAAGAUCUCUUCUUGCUUUUUGCAUUACUGCUAGGUAAUGAUAUAGAGUACUUUCUCAAAGUUGCAAUGGGAUUGGACAUAUUGAAGCAUAUUAAUGCCAUUGAUGAUGCAAGAAACAGACUUUACACAAUAAUCAAAUCUUUGAAGGCGACUUGUCUUUUGCUUGAAGUUAAAACAGGUGGAAGGAUUCAAAUGCAUGACUUUGUUCGUGAUUUUGCUAUCUCCAUAGCACGCAGGGACAAACAUGUAUUUCUAAGAAAACAAUUUGAUGAGGAAUGGACAACCAAGGAUUUUUUCAAAAGGUGCACGCAGAUCAUUCUCGAUGGGUGUUGUAUUCACGAGCUUCCUCAAAUGAUUGAUUGUCCAAACAUUAAGCUUUUCUAUUUGGGCAGUAUGAAUCAAUCUUUAGAAAUCCCUGAUACUUUUUUUGAGGGUAUGAGAAGCCUUAGAGUGCUAGAUUUAACACACUUGAACUUGUCAUCAUUACCCACAUCAUUUCGGUUGCUAACAGACCUUCAAACAUUAUGUUUGGAUUUUUGCAUUUUGGAAAAUAUGGAUGCAAUAGAAGCUUUGCAAAAUUUAGAAAUUCUUAGACUCUGUAAAUCUUCAAUGAUCAAGUUGCCAAGAGAAAUAGGGAAAUUAACUCAAUUAAGAAUGCUUGAUUUGAGCCAUUCAGGAAUAGAAGUGGUCCCACCCAACAUCAUAUCAAGUUUAUCUAAAUUGGAGGAGUUGUACAUGGGAAAUACCUCUAUAAACUGGGAAGAUGUGAAUUCAAAAGUUCAAAAUGAAAAUGCUAGCAUUGCCGAACUUCGAAAACUACCACACUUGACAGCUUUAGAAUUACAAGUUCGUGAGACUUGGAUGUUGCCAAGGGACUUGCAAUUGGUGUUUGAGAAGCUGGAAAGAUAUAAAAUAGCUAUUGGAGAUGUAUGGGAAUGGUCUGACAUUGAGGAUGGAACCUUAAAAACAUUGAUGCUCAAACUUGGUACAAACAUACAUUUGGAGCAUGGAAUUAAAGCAUUGAUUAAAUGUGUUGAGAAUUUGUAUUUGGAUGAUGUAGAUGGAAUUCAAAAUGUGCUUCCUAACCUAAAUAGAGAAGGAUUUACAUUGCUGAAACAUCUCCACGUCCAAAAUAAUACUAACUUGAAUCACAUUGUCGACAAUAAAGAGAGAAAUCAAAUCCAUGCGUCCUUUCCCAUCUUGGAAACACUUGUACUUCUUAAUCUUAGAAAUUUGGAGCAUAUAUGUCAUGGUCAACCUUCAGUUGCUUCUUUUGGAAGUCUCAGUGUUAUCAAAGUAAAAAAUUGCGUCCAGUUAAAGUAUCUUUUCUCCUUUACAAUGGUUAAAGGACUUUCUCACCUUUGUAAGAUUGAAGUUUGUGAGUGCAAUUCUAUGAAGGAGAUAGUGUUCAGAGACAACAAUUCAAGUGCUAAUAAUGAUAUUACUGAUGAAAAAAUCGAGUUUCUUCAAUUGCGUUCUUUGACUUUAGAACAUUUGGAGACACUUGAUAAUUUCUUCUCAUAUUAUUUGACACAUUCUAGAAAUAAGCAAAAGUGUCAUGGUUUAGAGCCGUGUGAUUCUGCACCAUUUUUUAAUGCUCAGGUUGUAUUUCCUAAUUUGGAUACCCUUAAAUUUAGCUCACUUCUCAAUUUGAAUAAAGUCUGGGAUGACAAUCAUCAAUCAAUGUGCAACUUGACUAGCUUGAUUGUGGAUAAUUGUGUUGGAUUGAAGUAUUUAUUUCCCUCUACUUUGGUUGAAAGUUUUAUGAACCUCAAACACCUUGAAAUAAGUAACUGUCAUAUGAUGGAGGAGAUAAUAGCUAAAAAAGACAGAAACAAUGCAUUGAAAGAGGUUCGUUUUUUAAAUUUAGAAAAAAUCAUAUUGAAGGAUAUGGACAGCUUGAAGACAAUAUGGCAUUACCAAUUUGAAACAUCCAAGAUGUUGGAAGUGAACAAUUGUAAGAAAAUUGUGGUGGUUUUUCCUUCUUCAAUGCAAAAUACAUAUAAUGAGCUUGAGAAGUUGGAGGUUACAAAUUGUGCUUUAGUUGAAGAGAUAUUUGAAUUGACUUUCAAUGAAAAUAACAGUGAAGAGGUUACAACACAUUUGAAAGAAGUUACUAUAGAUGGAUUGUGGAAUCUGAAAAAGAUAUGGAGUGGAGAUCCGGAAGAAAUUCUUAGUUUUCAAAAUCUAAUAAAUGUAAAAGUAGUAAAUUGUGCAAGCUUGGAGUAUUUAUUACCAUUCUCCAUAGCCACUCGUUGCUCACAUCUCAAGAAACUUGGUAUAAAAUGGUGUGAAAACAUUAAGGAAAUUGUUGCAGAGGAGAAAGAAUCUAGCUUGAGUGCAGCUCCCAUAUUUGAGUUUAAUCAACUAAGUACUUUAUUGCUUUGGAACUCACCUAAACUCAAUGGUUUCUAUGCUGGAAAUCAUACUCUAGAAUGUCCAUCAUUGAGAGAAAUUAAUGUCUCUAGAUGUACAAAGUUGAAAUUGUUCAGAACACUAUCUACAAGAAGCUCCAAUUUUCGAGAUGACAAACCCUCUGUUUUAACGCAACCACCACUUUUCAUUGCCGAAGAGGUGAUUCCAAACUUGGAGCUGUUGAGGAUGGUACAGGCAGAUGCUGACAUGAUAUUGCAAACUCAAAACUCAAGUGCCCUCUUUAGCAAAAUGACUUCUAUUGGCUUGACUAGCUAUAACACUGAAGAGGCAAGAUUUCCUUAUUGGUUUCUUGAAAAUGUGCAUACUCUUGAGAAACUACAUGUUGAGUGGAGUUGCUUCAAGAAGAUAUUUCAAGAUAAAGGAGAAAUAAGUGAGAAGACUCGUACACAAAUCAAAACACUGAUGUUGAAUGAAUUACCUAAACUUCAAUAUAUAUGUGAUGAAGGAUCUCAAAUUGACCCAGUUCUUGAGUUCCUUGAAUACUUAAAGGUUCGUAGUUGUUCUAGUUUGACAAAUUUGAUGCCUUCCUCUGUCACACUUAAUCAUCUGACGCAGUUGGAGAUAAUAAAAUGCAAUGGGCUAAAAUAUUUAUUCACAACUCCUACGGCGCAAAGUUUAGACAAACUCACGGUGCUGCAGAUAGAAGAUUGUAGUUCACUUGAAGAAAUAAUUACUGGAGUAGAAAAUGUUGACAUUGCUUUUGUUAGUUUACAAAUUUUGAAUUUGGAAUGUUUGCCAAGCCUCGUCAAAUUUUGCUCUAGUGAGUGUUUCAUGAAGUUUCCGUCAUUGGAGAAAGUAAUUGUUGGCGAAUGUCCUCGCAUGAAGAUUUUUUCUGCCGGACACACAAGUACACCAAUUCUUCAAAAAGUCAAAAUUGCAGAAAAUGAUUCAGAAUGGCAUUGGAAGGGAAACCUAAACAAUACAAUAUACAACAUGUUCGAAGAUAAGGUGGGAUUUGUUAGUUUCAAGCAUUUACAACUAUCUGAAUAUCCCGAGUUAAAAGAAUUGUGGUAUGGUCAACACGAGCAUAACACAUUUAGGAGUUUGAAGUAUCUAGUGGUUCAUAAAUGUGAUUUUUUGUCCGAUGUGCUCUUUCAACCUAACUUGUUAGAAGUGCUGAUGAAUCUGGAAGAAUUAGAUGUGGAGGAUUGUAAUUCAUUAGAAGCAGUUUUUGAUUUGAAAGAUGAAUUUGCCAAAGAAAUUGUUGUGCGGAAUUCUACUCAAUUGAAGAAACUAAAAAUAUCUAAUCUUCCAAAACUGAAGCAUGUAUGGAAAGAGGAUGCAUUUCCUAGUUUGGAUACCCUUAAAUUGAGCUCACUUCUCAAUUUGAAUAAAGUCUGGGAUGACAAUCAUCAAUCUAUGUGCAACUUGACUAGCUUGAUUGUGGAUAAUUGUGUUGGAUUGAAGUAUUUAUUUCCCUCUACUUUGGUUAAAAGUUUUAUGAACCUCAAACACCUUGAAAUAAGUAAUUGUCCUAUGAUGGAGGAGAUAAUAGCUAAAAAGGAGAGAAAUAAUGCAUUAAAAGAGGUUCAUUUAUUGAAAUUAGAGAAAAUUAUACUGAAGGAUAUGGACAACUUGAAGUCAAUAUGGCACCACCAAUUUGAAACAUUGAAGAUGUUGGAAGUGAACAAUUGUAAGAAAAUUGUGGUGGUUUUUCCUUCUUCAAUGCAAAACACAUAUAAUGAGCUAGAGAAGUUGGAGGUCACAAACUGUGCUUUAGUUGAAGAGAUAUUCGAAUUGAAUUUCAAUGAAAAUAACAGUGAAGAGGUUAUGACACAAUUGAAAGAGGUUACUAUAGAUGGACUGUUCAAGUUGAAAAAGAUAUGGAGUGGAGAUCCUCAAGGAAUUCUUAGUUUUCAAAAUCUAAUAUAUGUACUACUAGAUGGUUGUACAAGCUUGGAAUAUCUAUUACCACUCUCCGUAGCCACUCGUUGCUCACAUCUCAAGGAACUUGGUAUAAAAUGGUGUGAAAACAUGAAGGAAAUUGUUGCAGAGGAGAAAGAAUCUAGCUUGAGUGCAGCUCCCAUAUUUGAGUUUAAUCAACUAAGUACUUUAUUACUUUGGCACUCACCUAAACUCAAUGGUUUCUAUGCUGGAAAUCACACUCUGCUAUGUCCAUCUUUGAGGAAUAUUGGUGUCUCUAGAUGUACAAAGUUGAAAUUGUUCAGAACUCUAUCCAAUUUUCAAGAUGACAAACACUCUGUUUCAACGAAACAACCACUUUUUAUUGCCGAACAGGUGAUUCCAAACUUGGAAAUGUUGAGGAUGCAACAGACGGAUGCUGACGUGAUAUUGCAAUCUCAAAACUCAAGUGCCCUCCUUAGCAAAAUGACCAUUCUUGGUUUGGCUUGCUAUAACACUGAAGAGGCUACAUUUCCUUAUUGGUUUCUUGAAAAUGUGCAUACUCUUGAGAAACUACAGGUUGAGUGGAGUUGCUUCAAGAAGAUAUUUCAAGAUAAAGGAGAAAUAAGUGAGAAGACUCAUACACAAAUCAAAACACUGAUGUUGAAUGAAUUACCUAAACUUCAACAUAUAUGUGAUGAAGGAUCUCAAAUUGACCCAGUUCUUGAGUUCCUUGAAUACUUAAGGGUUCGUAGUUGUUCUAGUUUGACAAAUUUGAUGCCUUCCUCCGUCACCCUUAAUCAUCUGACGCAGUUGGAGAUAAUAAAAUGCAAUGGGCUAAAAUAUUUAUUCACAACUCCUACUGCACGAAGUCUGGACAAGCUCACAGUGCUGAAGAUAAAAGAUUGUAAUUCACUUGAAGAAGUAGUUAAUGGAGUAGAAAAUGUUGACAUUGCUUUUAUUAGUUUACAAAUUUUGAUGUUGGAAUGUUUGCCAAGCCUCAUCAAAUUUUGCUCUAGUAAGUGUUUCAUGAAGUUUCCGUUGUUGGAGAAAGUAAUUGUGAGGGAAUGUUCUCGUAUGAAGAUUUUUUCUGCUGGAGACACAAGCACACCAAUUCUUCAAAAAGUCAAAAUUGCAGAAAAUGAUUCAGAAUGGCAUUGGAAGGGAAACUUAAACGAUACAAUAUACAACAUGUUUGAAGAUAAGGCCAUAACUUCGGUUGAGGUUAUCCAAACUAGGCGUAAGUAUAGGCGUUGGAAAGCUAAGAAAUAGAUCUACAACUAUUAUGUUGAGCAGGAAUCCCAGUUUGGAUGUUCUCUUGAUGAACAAUUAUCAUCUCUGAAUCACUAAAGCUGAUGUGGGAUUUUGGGCCACUUAAUCUUUUGCCAUAAUGGGCCGAUUAGUCCUUUUAGCCCAACAAUUGAUCAAAUUCGGUUUUGCUAAUUAGGUUAAACUUGUAAUGGUAUAAAUAAGGCUGCUAUAGCCGGAACAUGGGGAUCUUUUGGCAGCUGUCAUUUGUUAUUUUCGAUGGAAGCUUAAUCAUGUAGAUCAAUUCACCUGUUAAGGAUUCUGUUUAAUGUCAUGAGGUCUGAAUUCUAAUGUCAAUUCUGUUUCUUAUGAUUUAAUAUCUUUUUACUUUCAA
Messenger RNA from Medicago truncatula (barrel medic), 7483 nucleotides. RefSeq lists its product as uncharacterized. The transcript is spliced from 11 exons. Gene Ontology annotation, molecular function: protein binding; ADP binding; ATP hydrolysis activity. The record is from RefSeq and is a predicted model, not a curated record. Bases 367 to 7113 code for a protein of 2248 amino acids. NCBI's taxonomy places the organism in Eukaryota, Viridiplantae, Streptophyta, Magnoliopsida, Fabales, Fabaceae.